This is a messenger RNA of Macrosiphum euphorbiae (potato aphid), 1074 nucleotides long. Lineage: Eukaryota; Metazoa; Arthropoda; Insecta; Hemiptera; Aphididae. The record is from the annotation of a GenBank genome assembly.
AUGGACAACUUACGCAACGAAGUCAUUAUAAAAGUUAAAGAAGCAAUACGAGCGAAACUGAAAGAAAUGAAUGCAAAUAGCAGCGAUGAGAUAAUUGAUUAUAUUAUGCUGUUGGUUACUACUAAAAAAUCUAGCUCUGAGUUGGCUAAAAGUAUUGAUUUUGUGAUGGAGAGUAAUACAACUGUUUUUGUGAAAUGGUUGUCAACAAUUAUUAAAAAAUUGCAACAAGUGACUGUCAGUACAACAAAUCAGAUUGUAUCAGACAAUCUCCAAAGUCCUGAAGAAAGUAUAACAACUGAUGAAAAAAAGGAAAGUGAUAAUAUUUCAAUCUGUGAAACGAGUGAUAUAAAGUUGAACAAUACCGUUGAAGUAAAAGAAGAACUUAAUUCAAGUGUUGACAAUGGAAAUAAUAUACAGACAUCUAGUAGAGAAAAACUUCAAAAUUGUUUACCCGAGUUAAAUGUAUCAAAGUCAGAAAAGUAUGAUGAGAAUACAAUAUCUUCACCGUCAGAUAAAGUAAAACCAAAAAUAAGUUUUUCACCAACAGAAGCUAUUAAGAGUAAACAUAAUAUGCUGAUCAAUAAAAAAAGCAUUGCUAAACCUUUACAAAAAAACCAUCCUACAAUUUUUAUUAAUCCUGGUGUUGUAUCAAAACAAAGUAUUAACAAUGAUAAUGAAACAGUUGAUAGUAAAAGAAAAAGGCCUCGAAUAUCUAUAAACAGUGACAAUGAAGAUGAGAAAACUGGCACAUCUAAAGCUAAACUUCCAAUUACUUGUAAAGAAACAACUAAACAGAUUGUAAAAGAGCUACCAAAGAAAAUUAACAAAAAAACCAUGUCUCAAGUUAUAGUUGUUAAAAAUCAUUGCAAAAAUAACUUUAAUGAAACUAGAAAGAAACUAAAUAUGCAUGAUUUAAUUGCACAGCGAGUAGAUCAUCAGCGAGGUGCUUUGGCCUUGGAUACUGCUUUCAAGUACAUUCAGCAACAAAUUGGUGCAUCAGAAAAAGAAAUUGCCGUUAUAAAAAAGUGGAGGGAUUAUGCUGUAGACAUGUUACGUCCCAACAAGAAUGAAUAA